CUAAACAUCCUUAUAUGCUAGUUGAUCGUCUUGAGGAUAUGACUUCCUCAGAAGCACAUGUGGUUGAUAAUGACAAGAGACAUAUAUUACUGUGCGGUUAUCUUCGAGGUUGUGAUAUCAAGAAAGGAACCAAGGUGCAUAUUGCUGGUGUUGGUGAUUACCCUUUAGCUGAUGUUACAAUCUCCGCCGACCCUUGCCCUUUACCAGUUACCACCUGACAGCCAUGAACUCGAGAUUAAUAUAGAUGAAAACAAUCUUGAUGUGGAACCUUACAUGGAGACCGAGAGUUUCAGAGUAGGGACUUACCUAACGUUUAAGGUUUUUGGCGUUCCUUUUGAGAUGGUUCCCGAUCGUGAUCCCUGUCAGCCUAUUCUCGUAGGAGGUAUCGGCCUUGCAGAACAGACUGCUGGAUAUAUGCAGAUACUCGAGGAUAGUCCGGCUCAGACACGGGGGACGCUUGAACAACUGCUUGCUGUUAUCCUUUUCGAAGAAGUGUUGCCUUUUGGUUGGCGGUCACGAGAGAAAUGUCCUUUAAAAGCUUACCAUGGAACAACAAUAAUUGCCGUGAUUAACAAGUCAGGCCUGUAUUUUAUUGUUGACGGGUUAUUAUUUCCUCUCGAGUCAGUCAACACUCCACAGAAAAGGAGAAACAUAAGAAAGGAAGAUAAUUCAAAUGCUGCUGGUUCAAAACUUCCUUAUAUAGGAAAGAUGUUAAUUGCACUAUGUGGUUCAACUAUAUUGCAGGAGUUUGUUAUUCAUCACCUCACUCCAAAGAUCAAAGAUCACUCUUGGACACCGCAACAGUGUGCUACAGAGACAAAUAGAUUACUGACAACCCAUGUCAUAACCGAUGAGGAGAGGAAGCAAUUUAAAAUACCCAAAACCAUGGUAAUUGGAUCUGGGGGUUGGGGCUGCGGAUUGCUAUUUGGUUCAUAUGUGAGUGGGGCUCCUAGCCUUUACUUUGCAGAUGAAAGAGAAAUCACACGUGUGUGGGAUAUUCAAGAUUUUGAAGGAAGCCUUGAAGAUCUCAAACAUGAUGAUAGACAGUUUGCCUUCAUUUGUCGAGGUUCAGGUCAGAACUUUGCUUGAGAAACAUUAUAUGAGUACUGUUAUGCUCACAAAGCGGAAGAUGAUAAUGAGCUCGACAAAGAUGGUCAUUCACUUGAUAGCGGCGAACUUUCACUGGAUGACCAUGUCUUUAUCUUACUUCAUGGAAUGAAAAAUUCCUGUAAGGAUAAAUUAACGGGAGGCUACAUGACUUUACGGCACAUGUCUCCUGAUGGAGUUAAAGUAUUGCAUCCUAUUGUGCAUGAGUCUGACCUUAAGCAAUCUAUGAAAGCUUUGCAAAUACAUCCAGAUGUGCAAGAGAUUGCAGAAAUACUUGGUAUUUUUGAAGAUUCGGACGAAGAGUUGGAUGAUUUUGAAGAUUCAGACGAAGAGUCUGAAUGAAAAAACGAAGAGAAAAGUUACUUUUUGUGAAUAAGCAGAUGAAAGAUGGUUAUGUUGUUUAUACACUGGGAAUUGUCGAGAAAAGUAUGACUCUGUCAUGAAUUAUACAAUUGCUAAUAGC
Molecule: messenger RNA, 1570 nt
Organism: Papaver somniferum (opium poppy)
Lineage: Eukaryota; Viridiplantae; Streptophyta; Magnoliopsida; Ranunculales; Papaveraceae
Exons: 6
Coding region: 172-1089 (305 amino acids)
Source: RefSeq, a predicted model, not a curated record